UGGGCGCCCAGGUUGGUGAGUGAACGCCCUGCAGAUUAUGUCAGAUUGCGUGCAGAAACCAAACCAGCCCAGCCUUUGAACUUCACCGCUUUUGGCUCGUAUUCACGCUCUUCCGCUCAUUUCCAAGCCAGGUGCUUGACGACGAACCUCACAGAGAGAGAGAAAGUCGUGACAGAGGAGGGGACGGAAAAAAAAGUAAAUGUUAUUAUUAAUCCUGAUAAUAAUAAUAAGGCUGGAGACUUUUUUGAUGACCCCUGCAAACCGAAUGCGGAGCGUCGCUUUCACCUUGGUGGAUUUUUUCAACCUGCGCGCAUCUUGCAUGCGUGUUUUCCUCCACGCCGCAGGUCUGACAGAGUUUUAAGCGGACUGCAGAGAUCGCGCUUCAGCGUUUCACUUCAGGAAGAACUGAACGGGCGCUGGAUCUUUCUUUACUUUUCCUCUCCGGUUCGUUUUUGAUUUUCCCAGGCGCUGAACAUCCUGGCAUGACCGAUACUUGGCAUUUACGCAGGUGAAGUUUGAAGAUGUCGAAGCCCGCUGAUCACAUCAAGAGACCCAUGAACGCGUUCAUGGUCUGGUCCAGGGGCCAGCGGAGGAAAAUGGCUCAGGAGAACCCCAAGAUGCACAACUCAGAGAUCAGCAAAAGGCUGGGCGCGGAGUGGAAGCUGCUGUCCGAGUCUGAGAAGAGACCGUACAUCGAUGAGGCCAAGAGGCUGAGGGCGCAACACAUGAAGGAGCAUCCAGACUACAAGUACCGACCCAGGCGCAAACCCAAAAACCUGCUGAAGAAGGACCGCUACGUCUUCCCCCUGCCUUACCUCGGAGACACCGACCACCUGAAGGGACUGCCCGUGUCGGCCGCUGACUCCCUCCUGGGCUCCUCGGAGAAAGCCCGGGCGUUCCUGCCCCCCACCUCCGCCCCCUACUCUUUCCUCGACCCGAGCCAGUUCAGCUCCAGCGCCAUCCAGAAGAUGACCCAGGAGAUGCCCCACACGUUGAGCACCAGCACUUUGCCCUACGCCUCCUCGCUGGGAUACCAGAACGGCGCGUUCGGGACCCUCGGGUGCCCCAGCCAGCACACCCACACCCACCCGUCGCCCACGAACCCGGGCUACGUCGUGCCGUGCAACUGCACGGCCUGGUCGGCGUCAAGUUUACAGCCCCCCGUGGCUUACAUACUGUUUCCAGGUAUGACCAAGACUGGGAUAGACCCCUACUCAUCCGCACACGCCACUGCCAUGUAACCCCCCCACCUUAAAGACUCUCACCCUGUUUUUAAAGUCAUUUGAAUACAGAGAUGCAUGUAAAUAAAACAGCGCGGCCCGUUAGAAGGCAUGAUCGGUGUUAUCUGAA
Molecule: messenger RNA, 1350 nt
Organism: Cyprinodon tularosa
Lineage: Eukaryota; Metazoa; Chordata; Actinopteri; Cyprinodontiformes; Cyprinodontidae
Gene: sox14
Product: SRY-box transcription factor 14
Exons: 2
Coding region: 522-1241 (239 amino acids)
Biological process (GO): cell differentiation; regulation of DNA-templated transcription; anatomical structure morphogenesis
Molecular function (GO): DNA-binding transcription factor activity, RNA polymerase II-specific; RNA polymerase II cis-regulatory region sequence-specific DNA binding
Source: RefSeq, a predicted model, not a curated record